AUGCGGGACGCCUGUUUGUCUGUCGGCACGAGCGGGCACGCCAACGCAAGAUCCAUCACAUCACACAUCCGCAACCGCCAUUCCGCGCAUAUGACGCAAAAGGCUGGCCCAACCCCAACGCAGGCCUGGGCUACUGCUGCAAUAGGCUCCGCACGGAAUCCGCACAUUAUGUUUGUCCGAUGCUGGCUGUCGGGCGAGACCGAUGGGCAUACCGUAGUGGUGUCGAUACGCGUGCGAGAGGCGACGGGACGCUCGCGACGUGCAGGUUUGCAGACUCCUUCAGGAACAGUUGCCUUUUUGACGGUUGCAUACGCGGAUGUGUAUGGAGUGCAGAGUACAUGUACACAACAUUCGGCCAAGGCGGGACGAGACGAGGGGUGA
Zasmidium cellare ATCC 36951 is the source of this 381-nucleotide messenger RNA. RefSeq lists its product as uncharacterized. The coding region runs from base 1 to 381 and encodes 126 amino acids. The transcript is spliced from 2 exons. The record is from RefSeq and is a predicted model, not a curated record. NCBI's taxonomy places the organism in Eukaryota, Fungi, Ascomycota, Dothideomycetes, Mycosphaerellales, Mycosphaerellaceae.